GCUAGCAAGCUGAGUUGGCGGUGCUCUCUCCAAUAUAAGCCAUUUGCAGGCUAAAGACUCGUGAGAACUCAUUGAAUUUUUGGUUAAACAUCACUAUAACGCUCAUCUUCGGAUGCCAUUGAAUAUUUCUGUGUUUCGUCUGUAAGCAAAACAUCAUCAAGAUGUCUACAUCUGCGGUUUUCGUUCUUGAUAUAAAAGGAAAGGUGAUGAUUUCUCGGAAUUAUCGUGGAGAUAUUGAGAUGUCCUUGAUCGAAAAGUUCAUGCCUCUUGUAUUGGAGAAGGAAGAAGAAGGAAGUCAGACACCCAUUUGCGUUCACCAGGAUGUCACCUUUGUAUACAUCAAAUACAAUAAUCUAUAUCUGGUAUCAAUGACAAAGAAGAAUGCAAAUGUGGCUUUGCUAUUUGUUUUCCUCCACAAGUUAGUUCAGGUGUUUACAGAAUACUUCAAAGAACUUGAGGAGGAAAGUAUCAGAGACAAUUUUGUGAUUAUAUAUGAACUACUGGAUGAGUUGGUAGACUUUGGCUAUCCACAGUUUACAGAGACAAAGAUCUUACAGGAGUAUAUUACUCAGGAAGGUCACAAGUUAGAUGUUGGGGCACCCAAACCUCCGGUUGCUUUGACUAAUGCUGUCUCGUGGAGGGGAGAGGGUGUGAAAUAUCGUAAAAAUGAAGUUUUCCUGGAUGUGAUUGAAUCAGUCAACCUUUUGGUUAGUGCAAAUGCUAAUGUGUUACAGAGUGAAAUUGUUGGUGCAGUCAAGAUGAGAUGUUAUCUAACUGGGAUGCCUGAACUGCGGCUGGGAUUGAAUGACAAAAUUUUGUUUGAAAGCACAGGACGAAGCAAAAGCAAAGCAGUAGAACUGGAGGAUGUCAAGUUUCAUCAGUGUGUCCGUCUUUCUAGAUUUGAAAAUGAUCGCACAAUUUCUUUCAUUCCUCCUGAUGGUGAAUUUGAACUGAUGUCUUACAGACUCAACACACAUGUGAAACCCUUGAUUUGGAUUGAGUCAGUUAUUGAGCGUCACUCUCACAGCAGAGUAGAGUACAUGAUCAAGGCUAAGAGCCAGUUCAAGCGACGUUCGACUGCCAACAAUGUUGAGAUUCACAUCCCUGUCCCUCCAGACGCUGACUCUCCUAAAUUUAAACAAACGGUUGGAGUUGUGAAGUACACCCCUGAGGACAACGAAAUUGUAUGGAAUAUGAAAUCCUUCCCGGGAGGGAAAGAGUUUUUGCUGAGAGCACAUUUCAGGCUGCCAAGUGUGGAUUCAGAGACUGACGAAGGUAGACCACCCAUCAAAGUCAAGUUCGAAAUUCCUUACUUUACAGUAUCUGGCAUUCAGGUUCGUUAUCUGAAGAUUAUAGAAAAGAGCGGCUACCAAGCUCUUCCUUGGGUUCGAUACAUCACCCAAAAUGGAGAUUACCAGUUGAGAACAACAUGAAAAAGAAAGGCCGCACCUUUCGUGUAUAACAUUAAAUCUACCUUGUGAAGACAUUUGCCGAUGAGGAAUACUGAAGAGAAAUAUUAGAUAUUCUUAAUCCUUUGAAAAAAAAAAAAAAACCGUAUCUUUCGACACCUUCUUUGUUCUUGCUACACAAUGCACUGUCCAGACUACAGCUCAAGAGUAGUGACAAACGUAAAAGCUGGAGGAUUUUAUUUUGAUGUAAGGUUAAGUCCUCUUAAACAAUUUAUAAGGAAAUGUGUAGCCGCGUAAAAGGAGAAUUAGUAAUAGAUUUUUGAA
Messenger RNA from Stylophora pistillata, 1733 nucleotides. RefSeq names its product AP-1 complex subunit mu-1. Gene Ontology annotation, biological process: intracellular protein transport; vesicle-mediated transport. Gene Ontology annotation, cellular component: clathrin adaptor complex. NCBI's taxonomy places the organism in Eukaryota, Metazoa, Cnidaria, Anthozoa, Scleractinia, Pocilloporidae. The record is from RefSeq and is a predicted model, not a curated record.